This is a messenger RNA of Paramecium pentaurelia, 993 nucleotides long. Lineage: Eukaryota; Ciliophora; Oligohymenophorea; Peniculida; Parameciidae. The record is from the annotation of a GenBank genome assembly.
UAUGAGUGAUUUAGAUUAAUGGAUUACAAAAUUAAAGAAUUGUCAAUUUUUAAAUGAAUAGGAAGUGAUAUCUCUAUGUACUAAAGCAAAAGAAAUUCUAAUUUCAGAAAGUAAUGUAGAAAUUGUUCAUACUCCAGUCACAGUAUAAAAUAUAUAGAUAUUAGGUUUGUGGUGAUAUUCAUGGAUAAUUUCAUGAUUUAAUUGAAUUAUUUAAAGUAGGAGGAGAUUGUCCAGAUACUAAUUAUCUUUUUUUAGGAGAUUUAGUUGACCGCGGAUUUAAUAGUGUUGAAACAUUUCUUUUAUUAUUAGCAUUCAAAGUUCGUUUUCCUGAUAGAAUAACAAUGUAAUAAUUACUAUGUAUUUUAAGAAUAAGAGGAAAUCAUGAAUCAAGAUAAACAACAUAAGUAUAUGGAUUUUAUGAUGAAUGUCAACGUAAAUAUGGUUCUGCAAAUAUUUGGAGGCAUUGCACAGAUGUUUUUGAUUAUCUGACAAUUAGUGCUGUAAUUGAAAAUAGAGUAUUUUGUGUACAUGGAGGAUUAUCUCCAAAUAUUGUUGAAAUUGAUGAUGUAAAAUUAUUGUAUACUAUAAUAUUUUAGGUGAAAUCUUUAGAUAGAAAAUAGGAAGUUCCUCAUGAAGGAGCAAUGUGUGAUCUUUUAUGGAGUGAUCCUGAAGAUAUUAUUGGAUGGGGAGUAUCUCCAAGAGGAGCUGGAUAUAUAUUUGGAGGAGAUAUAACUAAAGAAUUCAAUAAAACUAAUAAUUAUGAUUUUAUAUGUCGUGCUCAUUAACUUGUAUUAGAAGGAUAUAAAACUAUGUUUGAUGAUUAAUUAUUAACAGUAUGGAGUGCUCCAAAUUACUGUUAUCGUGUAGGAAAUUAAGCAUCAAUAUUAGAAUUGGAUGAUAAUUUAGAAAAAAGAUUCAAAAUUUUCUUAGCAGCAAAUGUUGAAUAAAGAGGAUUAAUUGGAAGACAUCCUGUACCUGAUUAUUUUCUGUGAU